Molecule: messenger RNA, 1536 nt
Organism: Strongyloides ratti
Lineage: Eukaryota; Metazoa; Nematoda; Chromadorea; Rhabditida; Strongyloididae
Product: Amino acid transporter, transmembrane family-containing protein
Exons: 1
Coding region: 1-1536 (511 amino acids)
Source: RefSeq, a predicted model, not a curated record
AUGAUUUCACCAGUUGAUUCUAAAAAAAUUCAUCCUUUUUCUACAAAUAUUUGUAUUGAAGAAAAACAAGAAAGAAAAAAUGGAUCAUGGUAUAAUGGAGAAUUUAUAAAAUAUAGUGGACUAAAUUGGUUUUUAUCAACAGUUUUUGUUAUUGGAACAUUAGCAGGUGGGGCUCUUGUAGCAUUACCAUCAGCUAUGGUUAUGUCAGGUAUAUUUCCAGGAAUACUUUUAACAAUAAUUUUUGGAAUCCUUUUUUGUUAUGCAUCUGUUUGUAUGGGUAAAUCAUGGUGUAUGCUUCAAAAACACUGGAGUGAAUAUGAAAAUUUUUGUAGAAGUCCUUUUUCUGAAAUGGCAUAUAGAGCUUCAGGAAAAAAAUUUGAAUUUUUUGCAACAUUCAUCUUUUAUGUUAAUCAAUUUGGAACAUCAGUAGUCUUUUUACUUUUAGCAUCAAAAAAUGUAUGGAGUUUAUUAAAAGUAUUUUAUUUGGUAGAUAUUCCAUUUUGUGCUAUAAUUUUAAUUCUUGGAUUCUUUUCAUUAUUUUUUAUAUUGUUAAAAUCACCCGCUGAUUUUUGGGGAGCAGCAUUUUUAGCAAUGGUAUCAACUGCAAUUGUUUCAGUUUUAAUAAUUAUUGGUUCUAAAAUAGAUUAUCAUGAUUGUGCUUCUCAAAGAGAAAUACCUGAGUUAAGUUAUACUAAUAUUUUUUUGGCUAUUGGUAUUAUUAGUUAUGCUUAUGGUGGAGGAGCAUCCUUGGCUAAUGUACAACAUGAUAUGAAAAAACCAAGUGAAUUCACAUUUUCAUCAAUAAUUGGUUUUAUAAUAAUUAUAUUAUUUUAUGUACCAGUUGAACUAAUAACCUAUUAUACUUAUGGUGAUUCACUUCGUCAUUCGGUUUUGGAUUCAAUGCAAACAUUGGUAAUUCAAAAUAUUGUUAAUCUUUGUAUAGGAAUUCAUUGUAUUUUUGCAUUUAUUAUUAAUUUAAAUCCAUUAAUGUUACAUGUAGAAGAAUUAGUUAGAAUACCUGAUAAAUGUGGAUUUAAAAGAGUUUUACUUCGAAUAAUAGUACUUGUUAUUAUUGUAUUAUGUGCUUUAUUGGUUCCAACAUUUGGUCCAAUAAUGCAUCUACUUGGUGGUACAACAAUGAUGUUAACAUCACUUUUAAUCCCAAUUUUUAUGUAUACUUCAUUAAAAGCAAGAAAAAGGUUAAUAAAAAAAGAUUCAAAAUAUCUAGAACAAUCACCAACAUUAUUAGAAACUUUAAAAAAUUCAUCCUCUACAGAUACAAUCACAUUCAUUGUUAUAAUGAUAAUAGGUAUAAUAGCAAUGGUCUUCAUAACAAUAUCUUCAAUAAAAGCUUUGCUAACAACACAUUAUGCUCCACCAUGUUUUGUAUCAUUCUUUAAUGAAAAAACAAUUGGUGAAAAUUAUUUAGCACAUACAAAUUGUUGCGGCCAUUAUCAAAAUAUUUCUAUUUACAAAUAUCGCACAGGUUAUUGUUCAACUCCUCAACUUGAUUUCUACGAUAAUAAUAUUUUUUAA